CUCGACAUCAACCAUCCUUGUUGCGUUCCCGUUCCCCCUCUCCCCUUCAUGUCUACGACUCAAACGGGCGAGAAAAAGGGACAUGUGUGCCCGCCGUCCAAUGCAAAGCAUCCCUCCGACCGCUGGGAAUCUUUGUUCGUGUAUUCCUUCAUCUGCAAGUUCACGAACUUGAGGGGGAAAGUCGAGGGAUUGGAGACGCCCAUGGACUUUGAGAACGCGCUGUUAGACAAGGAGCCCAACACCAUCUUGACAGGCAUCCUCACCCGCUUCAUCCUCAAUCUCCGUCCCCAGACGCGUAAUCUGAGCCCCGAUCAAAUAUCGAGCACAGUCGCCAGCGUCAUGGGCGAGUACUUCAAGACCGGCGAGCGCAGCAACUUCUGGGACGAGAGCAAGCGCAAGAACAUCGACCCCUUCCUCUCCAUCGACGGCGGCAUCUUCACGCAGGACUGGGACUUCAAGCUGAAGAUCCUGCGCCAGCUCGUCGAGAUGCAGCUCUCCGCGCCCAACUCGGAGAUCAAGGCGAUCAUAGACAGGGCGUGGGGCGUGUCGGCGAGCAAGCACAAGAAGAAGAACGAGAAGGAGCCACUGCCGGGGCCGGACGACCCGCAUAGCCAGGAGAACUUGCAGUUGGCGCCCAUCGGUCAGGAUGCGCAACGCAUGCGGUACUGGGUCGCGGAUGACUCCCCAAGGAUAUACAUGUCGUCUAACCCCUGGCGGGUGACUGCCAGCUUCCAAACGGUGUCGUCAACCCGCGAGGAAUACAUUGCAACGAUCGAGACGCUCAAAAACAAUCAACCCCCUCCCCCCUCUAAGCCCAACGCCAAACCCACUAAGCAGGCUCAGGCGCACAUGGCGCUCAUUGCUGCGCUAGAGAGCAGGAUCCCUGCGAUUGAUAACGAGCUGGCGCGGGUCGCAAGAGUACGGCGCAAACUCGAGCAGAGGCAAGCGUUGUACGCCCAGGCCGAGCUGCGGGAGACGCGCACACGGCGUCAAGUCAAGCAGAGGUAUACGUACGCUGAGGUGGAUAGUGAUCAGGAUGAUGAGGAUGACUACGUCGACCGAGAAGACGAGGUUGCCGACGACGACGACUUCGGCGACGAAGAGGAAGAGACAGGCGGACGCCGCUCAGGCAGACGAGCCGUGGCCGAGUCGUCAGCAGCAGGGCGGCGUCGAUCCGCGCGUACCACGGUCAAUGGCAACGGCAAGGCAAAUUCGAACGGCAAAAGGACAGCGUCGCCCGACUGGACGCAGUGGCGAGGCGAGCGACGCUCUCGUCGGCUGGGCGCGCCGGCCGACAUCGCCGCGGAGUUCAACUUCCCUCCCACCAAGCGUGCACGAACUGCAGAAAGCGAGGCGACAUCCGAGGACCAGGGUGGGACACCGCAAACGAACGGUGGGCCGAUCAAACUCAAGGCCACUGGCGCCGCAGCAUUGCGGGCGAACGAGCAGGCGGUGGAGGUACUUCCUGGCAAGAAGAAGUCGCGGUUCUGGGUGUACGCCGUUGAACCUGCUGAUGAGCAGCAAGAAAACGGAAACGGCAGGGAUCAAGGAGGUGACCUGAAGAGCGAGGAGGCGACAAGCUCAGUCCCGCCGGAGACGAACGGGAAUUCUACCGCGUCAGAUGGCAUGGACGUGGACGUGAGGCGGCGAAGUGUGUCUCCCCUUACGCCGUAGGGUUGCUCAGAGGUUCUGCGCGUCGGUCUAUUUCUUGAUUCCGGUUUUGUUUGUCCUGUCGUCUUGCUGCAUCUCCCUGUAUCUUGCCCUACACCUACUGAGCCAUGGCUAAUUUACCACGGCUUGAAUAUAGCUGUUUGAGUACAGCU
Schizophyllum commune H4-8 is the source of this 1823-nucleotide messenger RNA. RefSeq lists its product as uncharacterized. The transcript has 7 exons. The record is from RefSeq and is a predicted model, not a curated record. The coding region runs from base 49 to 1674 and encodes 541 amino acids. Lineage: Eukaryota; Fungi; Basidiomycota; Agaricomycetes; Agaricales; Schizophyllaceae.